Molecule: messenger RNA, 1482 nt
Organism: Nannospalax galili (Upper Galilee mountains blind mole rat)
Lineage: Eukaryota; Metazoa; Chordata; Mammalia; Rodentia; Spalacidae
Gene: Plpp1
Product: phospholipid phosphatase 1
Exons: 6
Coding region: 365-1222 (285 amino acids)
Biological process (GO): phospholipid metabolic process; signal transduction; phospholipid dephosphorylation
Molecular function (GO): phosphatidate phosphatase activity
Source: RefSeq, a predicted model, not a curated record
CGCGCUGGCCCUAGCGGCGCGGCUGGGCAGGAGGGGCUGAGCCCUCGUUUCUCCUCCCUACGGGUCCUCAGCCUUAAAGUCCGAGUCCACACGCCCCGCCUGUUGGAGAGGGCGCCAGGGAGCGGACGGCGAGCGGCCGCGGCCAGCCAGCGCUGACAGAUUGGCGCCUGAGGCGACAAAGCUGUGGCGACUGGCCUUCGAGUGUUUGCCGGGUACGGGGGGCAGUGAGGCGACGGGUCCCGGGCGCCGUCUGCCCGCCAACGUUGCCCCCCCUAUCCCGGAGGAGCCGCCGCUCGGAGCCGCCUCCAUCACAGGGCGGGAGGCUCCAGAGAAUCGGGUACCUGGACCAUCCGAGGCCGAGACCAUGUUUGACAGGACGCGGCUGCCGUACGUGGCCCUCGAUGUGCUGUGUGUGUUGCUGGCUUCCCUGCCUAUGGCUGUUCUAAAUUUGGGCCAAAUAGAUCCAUUUCAGAGAGGCUUUUUCUGUACUGACAUCAGCAUCAAGUAUCCGUACCAUGACAGUACCAUCACAAGCUUUAUGCUCGCCAUAGUGGGGCUUGGCAUACCCCUUUCUUCUAUAAUUAUUGGAGAAACUCUGUCUGUUUACUUUAACCUUUUGCACUCAAAUUCCUUUGUCACUAAUAACUAUAUAGCUACUAUGUACAAGGCUAUCGGAACCUUUUUGUUUGGUGCUGCUGCUAGUCAGUCCCUGACUGACAUUGCCAAGUAUUCUGUAGGCAGACUGCGGCCUCACUUCUUGGCUGUUUGUGACCCAGACUGGUCAAAAAUCAACUGCAGUGAUGGUUAUAUUGAAAACUUCAUAUGUCAAGGGAGUGCACAGAAAAUCAGAGAAGGCAGGUUGUCCUUCUACUCAGGCCACUCUUCGUUCUCCAUGUACUGCAUGCUAUUUUUAGCACUUUAUCUUCAAGCUAGGAUGAAAGGAGAUUGGGCAAGACUCCUACGUCCCACGCUGCAGUUUGGUCUUGUCGCUCUAUCCAUUUAUGUGGGCCUUUCUCGAAUUUCUGAUUAUAAACACCACUGGAGUGAUGUGUUGACUGGACUCAUUCAAGGAGCUGUGGUUGCAAUAUUAGUGGCUGUGUAUGUAUCAGAUUUCUUCAAGGAAAAAAAUACUUAUAAACAAAAAAAAGAGGAUGACUCUCAUACAACUCUGCAUGAAACAGCAACUACAGCACAUGAUUAUUCGAGCAAUCACCAGCCUUGAAGGGUGGCAGAUGAAGCUGGCCUGCUUUCUAGAGGAUGCCAAAUGCAAACAGAGGCAGAAGGAAGUGUUUCUUCCUGGUGUACAGGCCACUAUGGGACUGCUGCUGCUGCUAUACCUCCUGGAUACCCACUUCACCCAUGUAUAUACUUACACUUAACACAAUGAGUAACAGCUCUAAGUUCAUUAAAAAAAAUUUCAAGCCUUCCACUAAAACAAUGCCCUACCUGUACAUUAUUUUUUAUUAAAAGAUGCUAUGUACA